CCAUUUAAUUUAAUUUCGACUGAUUUUUUUACAUUAAUACAAAGGAACAUUAGGGGGAAUCUGAAACUAGGUGUUUUAUGAUGCCGAACAACUUUCUGCAAAAGAACAGCUGGGAAUUGACUGACCACCUUAGACUUUUGAAAACUGGGUCAGGUGACGGACUCUUAGCCGUUAUGAGAGCAGCAGAAGACCUCCCACCUGUCCGUUAUUCAGGUGGUAGUAAAACUCAAUUUGGUCGCGUGCCCCUGCAGUGUUGCCUAGCUUGGGAAGUCCCAGCCUGAGGACAGAAGUGCAGCUCGCGGGUCGGAACAGUUUCCCUGGCAACGCGUAAUUAACGGGUUCAACAUGCCCGUCGACUUCAGUGGCACGUGGAACAUGGUCAGCAACGACAAUUUUGAAGGGUGGAUGUUGGCAGUCGGAAUCGACUUUCCCACGCGGAAGAUCGCCCGGCUGCUGCGGCCGCAGAGGGUCAUCGAGCAGAGCGGCGACGUCUUCACCAUGAGGACCGUCAGCCCCUUCCGGAGCUACAGCUGCUCUUUCAAGAUGGGGGAGGAGUUUGAGGAAUUCACCAAGGGACUGGACAACAGGAGGAUCAAAACUGUGGUGAACUGGGAUGGUGACAGAAUCGUGUGCGUUCAGAAGGGAGAGAAGGAGAACCGAGGCUGGACCCACUGGAUUGAGGGAGAUCGGCUGUACAUGGAGCUUCGCUGUGAGGAUCAAGUCUGCAGACAAGUUUAUAGAAAGAGAUGUUGAUCUUGUAACAAUUUUGUAUAAAAUAUUGAAAUGGUCAAUGCAAGCACUUAAUUAUCUGCUAUGUGAAAAAGCAAGUUAUUAAUUAUUUUUUGUUUACAAACAUGUACUUUUUAGCAUUUAGUUUUUUAAUCCCCAUGUACAGUAAAAACAUUAUUUUACUUCACCUAUGUAAAAUGGGGCUGGUGACUUAGUGGUUUAGUGUCCUUAGGAAUUACAGUUAAUAAUAAAAAAUGUAACUAAUUUUCUCUCACAUUCGUCCAAGUGAAGCCCACAAAAAAAUCCUCUAACAUACUCAGUAAUCCAGGCUUGUUCUCUACAACACAACAUCUGGUCUGUUUCCAUGGAAUUUUCCCCUCUUGAAUUUUACAGCAAUACUGGCUACUAGGCUGUUAACUGGUGUGGCCACUAGAGGGCCCCCUUGCACCCUUUUCCUUAUUUGAAUUUAGGCGCUAUAAUGAGAGCUUCUGGGAUUGCUUACCACUGGACGGUUGUGUUGGUUUGUUCAGACGGAUGGAGUUCUGUUUUGAGUGCUACAUGCGAUGCAAUCCAGAUAUAGCUGUUCUGUACACAUACAAUAUGUAGAUGAAAAGGGUGUUCAGCCAUUGGCUUAACAAAAUGUUUCAGAGUUGAGAGUAAAACAAUUUUUCCUCAAACUGAAUGAGUCCACUUUGGUAGUUUAUGUGGUAAGGAGGAAACUUAUCUUCAGCGCGAGAGCGACAGCAACAAUUAAACACAUGAUCAUCGCCAUAUAAACACUUGACAGUGACAGAGCCAGUGACAAAUCACUUUCAACUGAACAGGCAACAUUUGCGUUGUAGUCUAAAUUGGGUAAAAAGGAAAUGGAAAUCCUUAUUGAACCAAAGCUAUUGUGCAUAA
Messenger RNA from Anguilla anguilla (European eel), 1629 nucleotides. RefSeq names its product retinoid-binding protein 7-like. Gene Ontology annotation, cellular component: cytosol; nucleus. Gene Ontology annotation, biological process: fatty acid transport. Gene Ontology annotation, molecular function: fatty acid binding. NCBI's taxonomy places the organism in Eukaryota, Metazoa, Chordata, Actinopteri, Anguilliformes, Anguillidae. The record is from RefSeq and is a predicted model, not a curated record. The transcript has 4 exons. Bases 346 to 753 code for a protein of 135 amino acids.